Molecule: messenger RNA, 234 nt
Organism: Protopolystoma xenopodis
Lineage: Eukaryota; Metazoa; Platyhelminthes; Monogenea; Polystomatidea; Polystomatidae
Source: the annotation of a GenBank genome assembly
AUGUCCACAUCAGCAGCCUGUCCUUCCACACCACGGAAACAACUAUCUGUAUCUCCCGGCUCUCCUCAAACUGAUCUGACGGCCCCUCGGCGUCUGUCUUUAGCAAUAUGUUGCUUCUGCGGUGAUGUGUCAGGUAUGCUGGCUACUCUACAUCUUUUGCUUGGCGUGGGAUUCCGGCCAGAUUUCCAGUAUGGCGUUGGACCUACAGAUUCUGAUCAGAAGACGCUUGUUUAA